AUCUGUUUCUUUCUAGUUUUGAUUUCGAUUGUUGCUGGAUUUGUUCUUCUUUCUAGUUUCCCAAAAUUGAUGGCUUGUUCAUAACUGGUUCGCCAUCUUAAAUUGGAAGCACAUUCCGGUGGAAUCUGUUGCCGGUGGCUGGGUCCUCCCUUGCAGGCAGCAAGAAUGGCAGAGUAGCACGUUUGCUGCCCUUUUUUUGUCCGAUGCUUUUUAGGUUCUUGCAGGCCGCUUUGGUCUACUCCCUCUUCCUUUACUUUAUUUCGGAUUUCGUAUGGGUAUUAUAUUGGGGAAGAGAGCAUAUUCUUUUCUUGUGGCUUGAAGAAGAUUUUGCCGCUCUCUUUCUCUUUUGUGAAAACUGUAACUUGCAAUUUUUGAAAUGGACUAAAUGAGUCAACUGGAGGAGUCGUCCAGCUGUUCGCGAGUGGUUCGUAGGUCACACCACGGAACUUGUGAUGGUUAAUGCAUUGCAUGUUUUUAUGAUGCAGAAUUGUUGCUCACUUGGAGAUUGCUUGGUUUUGCAUAUGCCCUUGUUGAGUUCUCACACAUGUUCGUUAAUUUGUUAUUUAUAACUUAAAUGCACUAUGCAAUUGUUGUUGACUUGUUAUGUUGUUUUAUGUUUUUGGAGUAUAUUUAAGUUACUUGCUUGUUUAAUUAUCUUAAUGAUGUGAUGAUAUUAUUUGUUUUUUUUUUUAUUUUUUAAUUAAACAAAUAUAUAAUUACCACCAUAACGCUGUAGUAAGAUUAACCAGCACCUGUACCCUUACUUGUUUGACAUAGAUAGAUAAAAGAGAGCAAGAAAGAGAUUUGUAAAUCUUUUUUAUUGUUGAUCUCAAAAGAUUUUAGAUGUUUCAUAUGGUUGUUUUAUGAAUCUUUGCAUCGGUUUUUAAAGCCCAAAGCCACGAAGGUUAUCAUUGGCAUUGUGAGUGGUUUGAUGUCUCUGUCUCUUAUUGAUAUUAUCAUUGUGGGCACUCUUUGGAAGUUUGGUUACCUAAGAUCCAGGUAAUUCUUUGGAAGUUUGGCCGCAUACCCACGUGGAACAGGUCUGGCCGUUUGGGUCAGACCAAGCUAAACCAUAAGAAAUAAGUUUAAAUGUUAAGAAAGCACCAAUGUUUGUGAAUCGGAUUGAUUAAAAUUUGUAUUUUAAAUUUUUUAAAAAAAAAAUGUUUUUCAUGUGAGAGUACCAAGGCACUUAAGAGAAAAAUGACAACGUGUUAAUUAGAAAAAAUGCAAAGUAGCGUAAAAAAAAAUACACUUUUAAGGGAAAAGGUAAAGUCUAAAAAAAAAUGAUAACUCGGUUGCAACUGUACCAAAUUUGCAAAUAAUGAGGGUAAACAAGAGUGCUUCUCUAUCAUGGGGAUUCACACUCUUUAAAACCAUAUUUCCGGGUCUAUUCAAUGUAUACUAUGCUGCUUUGUGAAAAACAUAUUUUUUGAAGUUUUUUUUUAGUGAGUAGAAAAGGUCUUGCCAUCUUUUUUCUGGACACAGCAAGCUUUUAUCAGUUUUCAUCAAGACUUUUCACUUGUAAGUUGUAAUUGUGUGUGCAACUUUUUUGCUACCUAAGCUUAAAAAAUAAAACAAGAGAAACUUCAUUGAUGAAUUUAGCCGAUUUGACAUCAAAUCGGCUGAUUUUCUAUGAGCAGUCAAUCGGUUCUUGAAUCGAAUUGACAGAUUUACAUAUCUAGGGCAUACUAAAAAAACAGGGAAAUGAAAUGUUUUAUGUAACAAACAUUUAUCUUUUGAUGAUGAAAUAGAAGGCCUUCCAUUGUAAGGGUUCUUAAAAAUUUUCUUUUUUGUAAAUGACAUAAAUACCCUUCUAAUGAAAUACCGGAAGACGUGUUCCCGUGUUGGUCAGCUAACAUGGAGAUUGAUAUAUGAAACGUUUAACCAACUGUCUGCGUGAGGACGUUUGAUAACAGGAACUUAGCGUUCUAAUAAUUCAGUGUUCCAUAAAACAUGUUAAACUUGUCAAACGCGGGACGAAAAGACAUUUGCGACAGAUUGUUCCGAACACAGCUUCUUGUCCUUCAUCGAAAUCAUCCGACCCACGGCACCGUAGGGGGCUCGUGCUUUGCUCCCCCCGCUGUCGCAUUUUUCACGCUUGCAUCUCCUCGCUCUCGGGCGCACACAGGCCGUACUCCCAAGCUUUUCUGAGUCGAAGACGGAUUUUAAGUUCUUUUGUUCAAGAAUAGUUGAAGAGGUGGAAUGGCAUUGAGAGGGGUUUGGCAGCUGAAGAAGCUGGUUGUCAGCUACUGUGACUGGGGUGGAAGCAGUCGAGGAAUAAGGGCAUUCAUGGAGUCCCAUCUGCCAGCGUUCAGUGAAGGUAACCCUCAGCUAGAAGUAGUUACUGAGCUUAUUCGGGGUCAGCAUCCACACCUGAAGGGCUACUUCAAAAACAAAAACGAACGAGUUAUAUGUGUCAAGAAUAUGACUCCUGAAGAGAUACUGCAGUAUGCGACCGGUCUAAGAAAUGCAUUAGGAAGGAAAGUGGUCAAGUUGAAGACCAGACAUGUCACGAAGCAUCCUAGUGUGCAGGGCACAUGGACCACUGAUCUAAAAUUUUGAAACAUUAUUGUUUUGUUGACGCUGCUUGUUGGAUAUGAUAAAUGCCUCAAACGUGCAUCUUGGAUCCUUUUGUUGAUGAUGAAGAAACCGCCAUGUGGACGUGAUCAAGCUGACACGGGGUGCAUAUUGACGUUGCGUUGUUUCUGUUCUUUCAGUCAUAAAUGGAUGGAAGGUCGGAAAACUCGGGAUGCUUUACUGCUCUCCCGUUUAGUUAAAAUUCUGUUAAUUUUAUAAAAAUGUAGUAGCAUUUCAUCUUUUGUCGUCGACUGGGGCUCAGCCUCAAUUCCAAAGCCUAAAAAAGGAAAAAAGUGGGACAGAACAUCUCAUCGUUUGAUUGUCAUUAUUUGACAUGGUCAAGUCUUCGAAAGUUCUAAUGUAAUUUGGUUCUGUUGCCAUUUAUGAUUUUUUUCUUAGGCUUGGGAGUUCA
Nymphaea colorata (pocket water lily) is the source of this 2989-nucleotide messenger RNA. Its product is annotated as 54S ribosomal protein L51, mitochondrial-like. NCBI's taxonomy places the organism in Eukaryota, Viridiplantae, Streptophyta, Magnoliopsida, Nymphaeales, Nymphaeaceae. Gene Ontology annotation, molecular function: structural constituent of ribosome. Gene Ontology annotation, biological process: mitochondrial translation. The record is from RefSeq and is a predicted model, not a curated record. The transcript has 4 exons. Bases 2203 to 2562 code for a protein of 119 amino acids. Gene Ontology annotation, cellular component: mitochondrial large ribosomal subunit.